AUGAUAACCAUUUGCAAACUAUAUUAGCAAGUCAAACCGAGAUCAUCGAAUUAAGAAAGGAAAAUGGUAAUCUUGUUCGAUACUCUGCGUCUGCUAUCGGAAAAAGCAUUAUGCUAUUAAAAAGAAUUGUAAAAAUAAAUCAAAAAGUGA
Paramecium octaurelia is the source of this 150-nucleotide messenger RNA. The record is from the annotation of a GenBank genome assembly. Lineage: Eukaryota; Ciliophora; Oligohymenophorea; Peniculida; Parameciidae.